Molecule: messenger RNA, 1230 nt
Organism: Physella acuta
Lineage: Eukaryota; Metazoa; Mollusca; Gastropoda; Physidae
Product: triple QxxK/R motif-containing protein-like
Cellular component (GO): endoplasmic reticulum membrane
Source: RefSeq, a predicted model, not a curated record
UUUGUUUGACAACACGGCACAUUUUUCCCCUAACGAUUUUCUAAGUAUAGUUCAAUUAGUUGUGAAGUUAAGUGUUUAGUCCUGCUUUCAACUGACAAGAUUUAUAAAUAAAUCUAAGGCAAUUAAGAACUACAAAGCUUGAUGCUGAUCUUGUAUGUAAAAUGGGUAAAAAAGAUGCAUCCGCUAAUCGCAGCCAACCCUUGGAACAGUAUAGAAAACAAAUAGGAAAACAGGACUGGAAAAAAUCAAAGAAAGAAAUCAGAAGCAUGAAAUCUAGAUCAGAAUAUUCUAAUGAAUACACACCUCAGGUCAUUGUUUUAUGGAUAGGUGCAAUUAUUUUGGUGUGUUCGUCAGGGUAUAUGCUCCUCUUCUGGUAUCUGGGCGCAGCAUCUUUAGAAAACCUCUCAGACCCACCACCUGUUUGAUGUUUUUUCAAGCCUCAGUAAAAUUGUGUCAUCACAAAUGUUUUUUAAGUUUUAACUUAGUUUGGUUUUAGGUUAGUAGUUUAUCCUUUCAGUCAUUAUCUUAUUGAAUUGGAUAACAAUUGUUUAUUCUACAAUUGCUCAGUAUAAGUAAUUUUCUUUUACUUUUUACUGUAGCAGGCAAGCUGCUAUAAACAAUACCCAACAUGAGAGCUGUAUUUGUUUAUAAUGCAACUUUAGGUAAAAAUAGGUGAAAGAAACUUAGUCAUUGAAAUACAUCAAUAUGUUAGCUUUCAGUUAAGGGUUUAUGUGCCAAAGUUGUUGUUUAAAACCUAAAUUAAAUUUCAAAGUAUUUCAACUAUUUCGUUAUAUAUCUAUAAUUCUUGCAGCGAUUGUUGCUAGAUAUUUUCUCACUUAUUGCUAAGUUUGUUCUUUUAAAAUUUUGACAUUUUACAACGACUGCUAUGAACUGAUACAUCUAAGAUCACUUGCAGGACCUAUUGAAUAGCCUUUUCUCUAAAUCUCCCUCUAGCCUUAGGCAUACCUCUAAUCAUCAUUCUAAGCCUAAAAGCAAUCAAGGCAUUAACAAAACCCACUUUGAUACAAUAAUAUAAUGCUUUGUCUUUGUUUAAAGUACUUAUUUAAGUUAUUAUUAUCAGGUAUGACAAAAUGCUAGAUUGAUGUUAGAAUCUUGUUUUGCCAUCUUUAGAGCAUUUUUAAAUAGAUUUGAGGGAGGGGGGGGGGGAUAAUUUUUUAAAAUGUCUGUCUCAGCUUUGACUUAUUUUUUAAAACUAAAUGUAAACAAUCA